AACCUCCAGCAAGGCCAGAGCAUCGGCUUCAUUCCAGAGCCAGCUUCAGUUCGAAAGCGGAUCGCGAGCUAAGCAGACGUGGAAUUCAAAAAGUGUUCUGCAGUACACGUUGGUGAUAAAGAAAAGCGGCGUUUACUUUGACAAAAAUUUUCCAAUUACAUAUACAUUUAUGUAUAUAGUAGUAUAUACACAGUAUAGACAUAUAGUAUAUACAUAUACUCCAUGCGAUCGGAAUCUAGCGUGUAAAUCGUUAAUAAAUCGCUAUUAAAACGAUUAAUAAUUCAGAAAAUCAUGCGGCGACUGAAGUGUUCCGUGUUUGUGUUUUUAUUUUUAAUAAUCGAUGUCGGCCAUUCAUUCAACUUUAUUGGCAUUAAUAAGCAAAUGCUGUACGAAUAUGUGGGCAAUGUUCUCGUCGGUUCCAAGUCCCAGGACGAAGGACGUCCAUCACCUCCAACAACUGGUUGGAUCGUCCGCGGAAAAUUAACUCUUCAGCGACAAAGUGAACUGAUCAUGGCCGCUGCGCUUGUCAUUGACGAUGUAACGUUGAACAAUUCGGGCGAGAAGUUUCUUCAGAACAAGGAAAUGUAUCCGCCAUAUAAACCCUUUAGAAUUGUGCUAACCAACGAGGGCACAAUAUCCCAUGUGGUGUUCAAGGAGGGUGAUCCCAUAUGGUCGAUGAAUUUCAAGCGUGCCAUUGCCAGCACAUUGCAAUUCCAGAUGAAAUCCAGCGGAGCCUUUGUUGUGAAUGAGACGGGCAUACAUGGAAAAUGCCAGACCGAGUACUUUGUGUCCAAUAAAACCAACUACAUAUCCAUACGUAAAACUCCCGAGCUGAUGACCUGUGUUCCCUACUCGGAGGCGGUGCAUGUCACCCGCAGCAAUGUGCCACCAAAUACCUGUGAGUUUGAUCACCAGAAGAGCGUAAUCAUUGGCAACGAGGCCAUCUAUGGCUUAAUGCCGCACAAUGAAACGGGCUACUUCCUGAGCAUGGCCCAUGCAAAGGGAACCACGCUGAUCCACACCUUUGAGUCGACGGGUGAAGCUCAAUUCAUUAACUCAGAACUCUUGCUGAACUUUCAAAAUGAAACCCCGAUCGAUAAUCCAAUUGAUAUUGAAACAUCCAUGGCGGCAGAGAUUUCGAAUUUACAACUGCAACCACUGGAAAUAAACGAUCCCACUGGCGGACGUAAUCCUCAGCAACAGGAGACUCUCAUCUCUGCUGCAGGUGGACUCCUGGACAAUCUGGCCGAAGCGCUGGAGAGCACUGAUUUCAAGUUCAGUGAGCCCUACGAUUCGACAUUGUCGGAUGUGAUAAAGCUGCUCAGUGAAAUGGAUUUUGAGUCUUUGAAAAAACUGUAUACGGAAGUGGACAUUGGUACAUCGUAUCGACAGGAAACCAUAAGGAACAUCUUUCACGAGAUCAUACCUCGCAUUGGCACCAAAGCCUCAGUAUUUCUAACUCGCCAUCUGGUCGUGGAGAAGUCAAUCAAAUCACCCAUUGCUGUACAACUGCUCAUUCCAAUGCCUUUUCACAUAUUCGAACUGUCCGCGGAGCUGGUAAAGGAAUGCGAGGUCUUUCUAACCAUUGGACCCGAUCGUCCCGAUGUGAGGCAAGCGGCAAUUCUCAGCUUUGCCACCCUGGUCUACAAUGUUUACGUGGCACAUGGCAUUGACAAGGAUCAGUUUGAGGAAUAUGUUCAAAAGUAUUUUAAUCUCUAUUUGAACGAUCGUGACUAUGAGCAGAAGAUGUUAUACCUUCAGGGAUUGAGUAACUUGCAGCUUGGCAAUGUCGCCAGUUAUUUGGAGCCGAUCGUGCUCGAUGCCGGCAAUGAAGAUCUUCGAUUUAUGGCUGCCUGGACAACCCUGGCGCUGGCCGAUAAGCGUGCUGAACGCAUCUACGAGAUUUAUUGGCCCAUCUUUGAGUCACGUAACGCCAGCCUGGAACUUCGAGUAGCUGCUGUCACUUUGCUGUUGAUCUCAAAUCCAACGGCGGCUCGACUGAUCAGUAUACAUCGCAUUAUACAAAGUGAAACAGAUCCACAUCUGAUCAAUUAUUAUCGCACCACCGUCACUAGCAUAUCGGAGACAACAUAUCCCUGCUAUCAGCAUCUUCGUCGUCUGCUCUCCUAUAUGCAUCGUCAUUUGCCACAAAAACCGGAGCCACGUUAUUGGGUGACUGGCAAUUAUAUAUUCGACUAUCGUGACUCCAAAUUUGGCAUUGGCGCCAUGCUGCAAACCUUCCUAGUCGGCGAUCCCAAGUCGGACAUGCCUGUGGUGGCCUAUUUUAAGUUUGACACUGAAGCACUGGGCAAAUUCACGGGUCAACUGGCGCUUUAUAUCAAGGCGAGAGGUUUGCCCGACACCAUAUGGCAGACAAUGCAGUCCAAGUCGAAUAGCAGCGAUACGUUCAACGUGAGGAGCAUCAAGACAUUGCUGACCAUGCUUAAGGCUCCUAUUGUCAUAUCAAAGAACCUGCACCUUGAGUUCAUUCUGCAAAUGGAGGGAAAGACUGUGCUCUCCUAUUAUCUAAAUCAGCGCAUGUUCCAGCAACUGACCUAUGACAACAUUCUGGAUCGCCUGCAAAUGCUGAUCCGCACGGAUAGCCACAUUAACAUGCAGACGGUGCGUUGGCCAUUUAUGAAUAAGUACUCGGUGCCCACGGUGUUGGGAACUUCCUCGGACGUGCUCCUGCAGACAACAGUUCUCACCUCGCUGCGCGGCAAUAUCACAGAGCAUCGGACACCUCCUGGAUCCAAGCAUACGCUGGAGAUCGAUGCUCGCUAUUCGUCGUACGCCUCAGUGCGCAGUCGAAGCUAUAAUCCCUUUCUCAAUCUGGACCAUGAGAUCAAUCGGGAGCAGGGCUUCCUCAUCUACAUCCCAUUCAGCAGUGAAUUAAUCUUUAACGAGAGCGGCAGUUGUGCCCGUUAUUCCUUCACACGGCCACAGAACCUGACCAGUGGACUGUCCUUCAAAUCUCGAGCGGUGACCUCCACCCGUGGACAGGUGACCAAGACAGCCGCUGCGCCGUUCGAGGAGAUCAUGUAUCCGGAACGGGGCAUCGAAGUGUUCCAGCCAUUUAGCUAUGCUCUCCCAGACUUGGGUGUCAAACUGAGGGUCAAUAUGAAUGUCAACGAGCUGAUCAAAUUCCGUGGCAUGCUGUUCAAGUCGGAGUUAAUAGACAAUGGCUUCUCUCGCAGCAUGGUCGUAAGUGUACUGAUGUACGUCUUCGGCUUCACGCAACUCAGCUCCAUACAUCUGGGCCAUGAUCGAAACUUCUCGCUGCUGAUGUACAAUGAGAACGCAACUCGGAUUGACGGCAACAUCUGCGUUGAAGAUGUGCUCAAUACUUCAGAGCUGAAGGGCAAGAAAAUUGAUUUCACAUUGGAGCAUGCGGAUGAGACACAGAAUGUGGAGUCCUUGCACAAAUGGAAUGUCAUCCUGGAUGUCCAGACCUCAACCAAGUCAAGUUGGUUCAAGGUAACCGGAAAAGUGCAGCGCAACUCAAAGGACGAUGAGGAAGACUGGAAGGCCUGCUCCAAGUUGACCUAUGAACCGCUUGUCUUCACCAAACGUCCACACACACUCAACGGAUAUGUGGUCUUUGGCCUGGCCGCCGAGGACGGCGAAUGCCCGGAGAGCGAAUCCAAAGUGCAAUUCGCGGCACGCGCAGGCCCCUCGGAGCAUGCCCGAGCCUUUCUGCGCUCGGAUAAAAUCUCGCUAACGGACACCGAUUUCUGUCCCAAGGAGGUGCUCAAGUUUUCACCCAUACCCACAUCGAAGUACUGCAAACGCAGUAAUUUUGAGAGUUUCACAUCGAUAGCGCAGUAUGAUAUGGAUCUGAAAUUUAAUAAUAUGCCCGCCUGGUUUGAGUUGUGGUCGACGCGUUUGGAUCAUUUGGUGUCCGCUCUGUCUGACCAUAAGGUGGACAGCUUGCAUAUGAGUCAACAUAUUAACAUAACGAUGCACAGGCCGCACGAUCACUUCUGGCUGACUGUGGAUGUAAAUGGUGUCAAUUGGCGUAUCUAUCAUAUACCGUUCCUGUAUAAGCUGGACUCCAAGUUCGAUACAUCGCACGAGUUGGCCUUCGAUUCAGGAUUAAAGCGAUCCUGCUCGGUCAUCAAUGGCAUGAUCAAUUCAUUCGAUGAUUAUCUGAUUAAUCUGGGCGAUUUUGUCACCCAGCCGGAUUGUCUGACUCUGCUUGUAGCGGAUUGUUCGCCGGCUCCCAAAAUGGCUGUGUUCCUUACGCCCUCGCCCAAAGCCGGAAGCCUGGCCAGCAACUAUGGACUACGUGUGCACAUUGGGCAGAAUUACUUCAAUUUUCAUUCACGCGCCGGCAACAGCAGCCAGGUGGAUGAGUCACCUGUAUUUAUCUAUCUGAAUCAGGCACAGACGCCACAUGAUGUACGACAAAAGCCAUACCAAUGGCCGGUUGAUGACAGUGACUAUGUAUUCCGCGUUGAGCUAAACGAGCAAAACCUGUUGAUCAUCGAGUGCACCAAGCUAAGUGCCACCAUUCAGUUUGACAUGUACAAUAUCUUGAAUUUCGAGAUCUUUGGCGUCUACAAGCAUCAAAUGUGUGGAUUGUGUAGCAAACCCUUAAACCGCAUGCAGAACUACACGCUCUGUGAGUUGGAUACAAGAUCAACUACGACGACAACGACGCCAAUGCCAGUGACGACGACGACAACAACGACGACAACUGUGGAUAACGUAUCUGAAAUAGUUGUAAUAUAAGAAUGAUAUUAACGUGUAACUAAAGUAAAGAGAACGCUGUAGCGAAAAUAGCUCGAAAACAUAGUUAAAAUAUAUGUCAAAUUCAGCGAUCAUUAUUAAUAACGAAAA
Messenger RNA from Drosophila innubila, 4842 nucleotides. RefSeq lists its product as uncharacterized. The record is from RefSeq and is a predicted model, not a curated record. Gene Ontology annotation, biological process: lipid transport. Lineage: Eukaryota; Metazoa; Arthropoda; Insecta; Diptera; Drosophilidae. Bases 292 to 4734 code for a protein of 1480 amino acids. Gene Ontology annotation, molecular function: lipid carrier activity. The transcript is spliced from 16 exons.